Schistocerca piceifrons (Central American locust) is the source of this 1344-nucleotide messenger RNA. Its product is annotated as 5-hydroxytryptamine receptor-like. Gene Ontology annotation, molecular function: G protein-coupled receptor activity. Gene Ontology annotation, cellular component: membrane. Bases 37 to 1344 code for a protein of 435 amino acids. Gene Ontology annotation, biological process: adenylate cyclase-activating adrenergic receptor signaling pathway. The transcript is spliced from 5 exons. The record is from RefSeq and is a predicted model, not a curated record. NCBI's taxonomy places the organism in Eukaryota, Metazoa, Arthropoda, Insecta, Orthoptera, Acrididae.
AGCAAGGGCUGGAUCCUGGGCCCGGAGCUGUGCGACAUGUGGACGUCGAGCGACGUGCUGUGCUGCACAGCGUCCAUCUUGCACCUGGUGGCCAUCGCGGUGGACCGCUACUGGGCUGUCACCAACGUCGACUACAUCCACACGCGCAACUCGUCGCGCAUCGGCAUCAUGAUCAUCGUAGUCUGGGCCGUCGCGCUCAUCGUGUCGCUGGCACCGCAGUUCGGGUGGAAGGACCCGGAGUACCUGGACCGCAUCAACGUGCAGCAGCGCUGCCUGGUGAGCCAGGACGUGGCAUACCAGAUCUUCGCGACGUGCUCCACGUUCUACGUGCCGCUGCUCGUCAUCCUGGUGCUCUACUGGAAGAUCUUCCAGACGGCGCGCAAGAGGAUACACCGUCGACGCCAGCAGCGGCCGCCGGACAAGGCAGCGGCUGCUGCGGCCCGGCCGCCAGCGACGCCGGGGGCGGAGAGCCGUCCGCCGUCCCUGUCGCUGCCGUCUCCCGGCCCCACCGCCGCCCCCGUGCCGGCCUCACUGCUGCCCGGCGCCGCCUCCGCCCGCACGGGACCCACCGUCAAGUUCCUGUCCAAGCGCCGCUUCCGUCGCCUGCGCGCCAGCAAGAAGUCGUCCGCCGCCGAGGCGCUCGUGUCGUCUCUCGCACUCGUCGAGGGGCAGUCCACCGCCUCGGCAGAAGCUAUCAGCGAUGACGCGACCAGUGGCGUCCCUGCCACCACAUCGUCGCCCACGGACGUGUGCGGCGACAGCACGGCCACCCUGGACGGCAGCGCGCCUGCCCUGGAAACGACGGCGUUCACCAUCAGCAAGGCGGUAGAGCAGCGCAGCGCCGCGGCCGCCAACGCAGGGGCGGCGGUGGGGGCGGGGUUGGCCGCCGCCUCCAACAGCGUGUCGCCCGAGAAGUCGUCCACGCCCACCACCACCAACAACGGCUCUGCCAGCCACCAGAGCCACAUGAGCGACAUGUCGCGCUCUGAGAUCCUGCACAAGGACGGCGGGCCAGCUGCGGCCGCCUCGACGCCGCGCGCCAAGAAGGAGAGCCUCGAGGCGAAGCGCGAGCGCAAGGCAGCGAAGACGCUGGCCAUCAUCACGGGCGCCUUCGUCGUCUGCUGGCUGCCCUUCUUCAUUAUGGCGCUGCUCAUGCCGCUCUGCGACACCUGCGUCAUCAGCGAGGACCUGUCCAGCUUCUUCCUGUGGCUUGGCUACUUCAACUCCACCCUGAACCCCGUCAUUUACACCAUCUUCAGCCCCGAGUUUCGGCAGGCCUUCAAGCGCAUCCUGUGCGGUGCCGGCAGCCGACGCUCCAAGUUCCGGGCCGGCAAGCUCAGAUAA